Molecule: messenger RNA, 359 nt
Organism: Lobosporangium transversale
Lineage: Eukaryota; Fungi; Mortierellomycota; Mortierellomycetes; Mortierellales; Mortierellaceae
Product: thioredoxin-like protein
Exons: 5
Coding region: 39-359 (106 amino acids)
Molecular function (GO): protein-disulfide reductase activity
Source: RefSeq, a predicted model, not a curated record
UUCUAACCCAAACAUCAAUUAAACAUCUCCAAUUCACAAUGGCAGAAUCUGACAAAUUGCAAGCUUUUAAUGACACUCUCAAAGAGUCCAAACAUGUCGUUGCCUACUUUACUGCUCCUUGGUGUGGUCCAUGCAAAGCAAUCGGUCCCGAGUUUGAAAAACUCGUAGUUGAGUAUCCCAAUAUCAAAUUCGUUAAGGUCGACGUGGAUGACCAAGUUGAGAUUGCUCAAGAAUAUGGAAUAAGAUCCAUGCCAACUUUCAUUUUCUUCGUGGGCGGCCAAAAGGUUUUUGAUCUCGUGGGUGCUAAGACCGAUCUGCUUAAAGAAGGGGUUGCUAGGCUCGCUAGCCUCCAGCAGUAG